Molecule: messenger RNA, 1329 nt
Organism: Hydractinia symbiolongicarpus
Lineage: Eukaryota; Metazoa; Cnidaria; Hydrozoa; Anthoathecata; Hydractiniidae
Exons: 1
Coding region: 1-1329 (442 amino acids)
Biological process (GO): microtubule-based movement
Cellular component (GO): cytoplasmic dynein complex; cytoplasm
Molecular function (GO): dynein intermediate chain binding
Source: RefSeq, a predicted model, not a curated record
AUGUCAAUUCCGUCUACAGCCAAUAAAAAACAUCCGUUUCGGAAUCGUUCGGCGUCCGUGUCGCAUAAUCAAUACGACGUCAAUGGUAUUAAUUUCGCAGAUAAUAACCUCGAAUAUAAAACGCCAUUAUGGCAAGAAAUAAAUCAAAGGAAUACAUCGAGGCGAAACAGCGUAGAUAUCAAAUCAACCGUUCGCCGAACUUUACAAGGUGUGAAAAACGCGUUUGGAACGCGUGAACCGUCAUUGAAAAAAUCUGCAUCGACACCAAACAUUGCGAAGUUGGGUAGUUUCAAAUCGAGGCUAUCGACUUUACCAGCACACCGACAUUUAACGGAAAACUUUUUGACACCAGAAUCUUACGAGCCCCGCCGUCGUAAAGUAUCGUGGGCUCGUAAAAUUGAGAAUUGGCUCGAUAACAACAAAUCAUCGAAUCAAUCUGGACAGCGUAAAGUGUCGUGGGCGAGUUCUACAGCUCAUAGCUUUGAUAAUAGUCAACCAUUCCUGGGUAAUGAGUUACGAAAUUCUUAUUAUUCUGAUGGCCAAUUAAACGACGUAUCAGAAAAUCAAACGGCAGAACAAAUCGCUUUACAUUAUAACAAGAUCGUUAAUCAAACUACACAAGGUAAUAUCAAUUGUGAAGGGAUCAACAAACAGAACACGAAAGAAAUUGUAAAAACAGAGGAAAUUUGCACACAAAGCGAUAUAAUGGAUGGUCUUUCUGCGAAGGGGAAAAUAAAUUACAAAAAUCAUCAAGAUUAUUUACUGAAUCCUCACAGAAGUUUAUACAGCGGAAAUAACAUUAAUAAUGAUUUUGAUUUAAACAAUAAUAACAACAACAAACUGAGCGAUUCAAUAAAUCAAUUAACAUACGCGCUAGAUGAUCUGAACAUGCUUGACGAGCAAAGAAGUAUAAGUAAAAAAGGACUGCAAAAAAGUUUAAGCGGUGAGCCUAGAAGAAGAAGAAAAUCAAGAAGAAGUACUUCAUCGGACAAUAACACAGAUUCUGACGAAUACGUCAGCAUUGAGGAUAUCCAAAAAAUAAUUGAGGAAGAGAUCCAUUACGAGCUGGAUGGGAAAUCGUUUAAUUCUAAAUUAGUUACCUUAUGGUGUAAAGAUAUUUCAAAUUCGGUUCGUGAUAAGUUAAAGUUUAUAACUAAAAACAAACGGAAAGUGGUUGUUACAACGUAUAUUGGAUCCAAAAUCAAUGAUAGUGGUGUCCACGUGUCUGUAAAAUGUCAAAAACAAAUGAAUACUGAUGACUUCUUGACUGUUGCCUUAGAAGGAGAGGACAUGGUGACAUGGGUGACGUUGCUGCUAGCUGAUUAUUAA